This is a messenger RNA of Stylonychia lemnae, 3897 nucleotides long. NCBI's taxonomy places the organism in Eukaryota, Ciliophora, Spirotrichea, Sporadotrichida, Oxytrichidae. The record is from the annotation of a GenBank genome assembly.
AUGAGAGUAGCUGAUAACAGUCUUUAGGAUCAAAUGAAGCCAAAGCUAAACAGAGACUCGAAGUCACAGUCCUCUUUACCAGAUAUUCAAAAUAUCGGGUCUUAGAAAUCAGCUUAACUUCUCCCUAAAACCAAGUAAGAGCUUGAGUUCGAGUACUUAGGCGAAUACUCCAUGAGUCCCACGAAUCAACUGGACUACAGCAAGCACAUUACAACUAAGAAUAUAAUGAGCAAUUUGAAGUCUCUUAAUGAAUACAUGGAUAAAAGAUUCCCCAAGAUUGGAGGAAAUGCAGGAAACACAACUGACAAGCAGGGAAAGAAGAAACCACUCAAUACUAACGUCAAUAUGCAUAUACCUCAUAAGUCUCAGAGAAAUGCAUAUGGCGAUUUCUAUAAGAACCUAAUGUCUAAUCACGGAGGCAAGUACGUAGAUAAAGUAGUCAACAGCGCUAUUAGUCCAAAUGGAUUCAAGGGAAACACAAUUGAUGGAAAAAGAAACUCUUCGCUUUAUCUCCUUGAUGUGAACGCUCCUCUUCAGUCCAGAUUCAAUGGCCCUCUAAAUCCAAUAGCUUAAAUGCAUUCUGCCAAGAAUUCCUUUGUUUAGAUGAUUAAUCUGCUCUCUUAAGUUGAGAAGAGUGAUGAGAAGCAGCAUAGAACCAUCGUUGAGUACAAAAAUGAAGAAUAGAGUGUGAGUAACGAGGGUAAUUACAUUUAAGACUUUAAAAAAAGAUUCUAGGAUAAUAGCACAAUGGUUAAAAAGAACAUGAGUUUCGAUAAACCUGCCUAGAUUUAUAAAAACUAUCUAAAAGAACAAGAAUAGAAGUCUAAAAUUACACUUCAAAAUUCACUAUCCCAAACUACUUUGAAUGCUAGCAAUUUGAAAGAGAAGAUAGCAUUUAAAAACCAUCUAAGAUUAUUCAACGAAGAUUCAACUUUCAUUGAGGAAUUCAAUAAGUUAUAGGACUAGCUAGAUAGUGAGAAAAACAAGAAAACUAACAAAUAAUCAGGAGGGGACAAUGAACCUACAGUGAUCCUUAAUUGCUUCAAAAGUUUAGAGUAAGAAUUUGGAAGAGAUGAUGUUCAGACAUUCGAAAAGAUAAUUAAAGGAUUGUUAAAUGAUCAUAUUCAUGUUGAAGAUAUAGUGUCUAAGGAAGAACUGGAUAAGGCUAUGAACCAGAAAAUGUAUGCAGGGUUCUCAAUGGCACCUCAAAUCAGAUCAUAAAUAAAAGAUGUGAUCAGAGACGAAUAUGAUAUCGACCUGGAAGACUUAGAGGCAAUUCUUAAGGAUAAGAAAUAUCUUAAAUCAGUCAAUGUCCUUUAUAAAAAACAUCUAAACAGCUAUAAAGACUAAUUUAAACAACUCACCAAACUCCAAAGAAAUGCAAAGAGUGAUGACUAUGCCAGUGUUAUUGAAGAGUUCAAGAACUAUAGGAUAAAUUAAAAGCUUUAGGAUAUAAGAGAGGCUGAAAGAAAAAGUUCAAACAUAUUUGUGGACAAUGAGGAUCCCAGUAUUGAGGAAAAUCAGUCUGAACUUAAAAUAAAGAAGACCAAUGAGAGAUAUACAGCCUUUAUAAUAUACAUGGCUAUUCAAGAAAUGAUCAAGUAGAUAUUUGUGGAGUGUAGAGACAAGGGUAAACUGCUCUUGAAGCUUUUUAGAAAGUACUUUGAUGAGCAAGAGAAGAACUGGUUCAGUAUUAUUCAAGAGCUCUGCCUUAAUAUCACUAAACUUAAGACUGAUAGAUCAUUCAUGCUGAAUAAGUUCAUUGAUAAGAGAAACUAGACUAUUUACAAUCAGUUUAUCAAAGAUGACUUAAAGACAAUAGUUGAUGAUAAGACUGUUAAUGAGGAAAAUCUAGUGCAGCACAAAAGACUGAUUAUGGAACUUAUAGGCUAUGUCAACAGAGAAGAAGAUGAACGAUAUCUGAUGGAAGUCGAAAAGAGAAAUCUUGAAUAGGAUGUUAAGGAUGUGAUUUACUCCUGGGACUUAGUCCGAUCAAAUAUGGAAUUCAAAGAAAGAAUCAGAAAGGUGAACACAAUGAAAAUAAAAGAGGACUUUAAUUUGAUGGAAGAGGUAAGAACUAUGAGAAAAGAUGAUCAAGCCAUAUUAGUGAAUCUUGAAAGAAUGAGAACAGCAUUGUCAACAGGUAAUGUCUAAUGGGAUUUAGAAAAAAUCUAGCUUGAGGGCUAAAACCAUUUUUACAAGGAGGAGAAUCAGAUUAUGAAGUAAGAAAUGAAGAAGUUGAGAGAGCAAUAUGAGAUUAGCUAGGAAACACUUCAGGAGAGAUCCAAAGAGAACUUCGAUUUGCAGCAAAGACUAAAAAAGUUCACUUCACAUCUGGAUAUCAUAGAGAAAUCCCAUGCUGAAAUCUAGACAGAUGUCAGCUUCAAGAAUGAAGAAUUCACUACAUCAUUAGACUAGAUUCUCAAGAAUAAACUCGAUAACUAACUUAAAAAGAUUACAAAGUUGAUGAAUAAGGCUAAAGCUAAUGUCAACAGAUAUCAACCUAUGUCUAAAUAGGAAAUGAUGGAUCUCAUUUAGGGAGUUUAUAUUAAAAAAUCAUAGGAGAUAAAUACGAAAAAUGAGCUUCACAAGGAAUUCGAUGACUUUGUGUACUCAAUAAUGAUCUAAAGAUUCGGUACAAAGAAGAAAGCUGAUCAUAAGGGUCAAGAGUUCCUGUUGGCUCUGAAGAAAUACUCAAAAGAGGAUGAAAGAGUAGAUUUCUUCAAAAAAUUCAUAGGGUUUGAAGAGGCUAAUCCAUAUAGCAGAGAGGUACUUGAAUUUUACAUUAUGCUUAUGAAAGCCACUAAUGAGUCCAUUCAAAAUAUUAUUAGUGUUCCUCCUGAUGGCUAAACUCAAACACCAUGCGAAAAGAUAUGGAUUGAAUUCCAAUAAGCCUUUGAGAAAUAUGUUAAAGUAUUCAAUAACUCAUCAUCCAAUUUGAAAGAAGAACUCAAGAAACACUUGAUAUUCGACUGUGAAUUAAUAAUUGAAAACUAACCAAAGAUAGAAAUCAAGCUCAAUGAGAAAUGGGAACUCUACUGUCUUUUAGUGUUCUUGAAAAAUACAAUGAAUUAGAAUUCUAUUGCUGGAAAUAUAGAGCAGGCCCUAAUAGAGUAACUAAAUAUUGACGAGGAAAAUAAUUUGACUUGUGCAGUUGAAUUCGAAAUAUUCAAGUAGCACUUUAUAAAAAUGCUGGGUCAUGAAGAUUCUACCAUAGUUCUCUCUGUAAUCAAUAUAGAUGACUUGUUUAAGAAAUAUUUUGGAGUCCUAUGUUAUGUUGAAGAAAACGACUUGCUCUAUAAGGGAAAGAUUAUGAUCAAGAUAAAGGGUCUUAAAAAGAUAUUCAGAGAAAGAUACGAUUUCAAGAUAACUUUGAGGAAAUUUAUGGAUCUGGGAAUGAAGAUGUCUAUCAGAUUCUCAGAGGAAGCAAAGGAGUACUAUGGCAAAAUCUUUAAGGUCUUUGACUCAGAUGGUGAUGGCUACAUUACUUUCAAGGAAUUCAGAAAGAUCAUCAAAAAGGUUGACCCUAUAAGAUCUGAUUGGAAGAUUCAUGCUAUUUAUUAGAAAGCUACAGGAGUAGAUGACUCUGAUAAAGGUCAUCUAAGAUUUAAUGAGUUCAUUAAAUGCGCUAUGAACAAUGUACUAAUGGAGAAAAUGAUCGAUUGGGAGAAAGUACUUUUAGAGGAGAAAGAUGACUAAAUCAAAUCCUCUAUGAGUAUUAGCAUUGCAUAAAUUGCAAAAUCCCAGACAAACCAAACUGCAGGUAGGAAUAGUAAAAAUGUUAAAAUGAAGCUAAGUACUCUCUAAGUGGCGAAUCAGUCAAGUUCUGCUCUGAAUUCAGGGAGAUCAAAGAAUUCUGCUUCAAUUAUUAGGUCAUAACAGACAUAAAACUUAUGA